Messenger RNA from Pundamilia nyererei, 823 nucleotides. RefSeq names its product rano class II histocompatibility antigen, A beta chain-like. Gene Ontology annotation, biological process: immune response; antigen processing and presentation. NCBI's taxonomy places the organism in Eukaryota, Metazoa, Chordata, Actinopteri, Cichliformes, Cichlidae. Gene Ontology annotation, cellular component: MHC class II protein complex; membrane. The record is from RefSeq and is a predicted model, not a curated record. The transcript has 6 exons. Bases 1 to 798 code for a protein of 265 amino acids.
AUGAGAUUCACUUCCUUAUGCGAGAAGAUCAGAUUGAUUGCUACUUUCAUUCGUCAUUUCGUGUUCGUCACCAUGCACACUCACAACUUUUUGAUACUACCACAUGUGCUCUUGAUAUUUUCAACAGCGGAUGCUUACUUUGGUUACGGUGUGAUCCGUUGCCUGUUUACUUCUAAAGAUGAUGUUGUUUAUCUGGCGCAAGUCUACUUGAAUAAGAUGCUUCUGGGCCAGUACAACAGCACUUUGGGGAAAUAUGUCGGCUACACAGAGAAAACUAAAGAAAUUGCAGACAAUCUCAAUAAAAACAAAGGUUUCCUGGAACAUGAGAAAAAGAACAAAGAGAAGUGCAGAACCAACAUCCCACUCGUGUUGGACAUUCUUUCAAGACCAGUGAAGCCCAUUGUCAGGCUGAGGUUAGUUGAGUCAGCAGAUAGCAAACAUCCAGGCUUGUUCAUGUGCAGCGCGUACAACUUUUAUCCCAAACAAAUCAAACUGACGUGGCUGAGGGACGGAAAGGAGGCAACAUCUAAUGUGACUUCCACUGAUGAACUACCCAACGGAAACUGGCUCUACCAGAUUCACUCCUACAUCGAGAUUUCAUCGAAACCUGGAGAGAAAAUCAGCUGCGUGGUGGAGCAUGCCAGCCUCACAGAGCCCAAGGUUUAUGACUGGGUGCCAAUAACUGAAGCAGGGAGGAAUAAGAUUGCUGUUGGUGCAGCAGGGCUGCUGCUGGCUUUGGUGUUUCCAAUUAUUGGAGUUAUUUUCUACAAGAGGAAGGCCACAGGCCGAUCUAACUGAAAUGGUGGGAAAAAUGAGGUUUAAG